This is a messenger RNA of Ilex paraguariensis (yerba mate), 1411 nucleotides long. NCBI's taxonomy places the organism in Eukaryota, Viridiplantae, Streptophyta, Magnoliopsida, Aquifoliales, Aquifoliaceae. The record is from the annotation of a GenBank genome assembly.
UUAUUUGGGCCAUUCUUUUGCCCUAAAUCGCAGAAGCCACCACUCGUCCACUCCACUCCCAGGCGACCAACGAGCAGCAACCAGCGACCAGGCUACCAGCGAGGAACUCAGGCGAGGCGACUGCGACCAUCGAUCUGCUGUCAUCUCCUCCCUUUUCCUGCUUCUAUCAGAUCAGACUAACAUUAAGCUUUGAGUGAAACGCUGUGGGGCUCUCUCUCUUCUUCAAAUUUCUGCCAGGUGGUGUUGUGAAAGAUGAUGCGAAUAACUGAAAUUAGGAGAUUGAAGCCUCUGAGUUGGUCUAUGGAGUGCUUAAGCCACCAAUUUCUUCAACGCUGCUCUGUCAGUGGGACAGCAAAAGGUAAAGGCAAAAUCAAAACAGGGCAGCCAUUGAAGCGAUCGAAGGUCACUACGAAGAAAUCCACAGGAACAGAGACCAGUACUAAAGGUGAAAAUCAAAGGGAAACUGAAGGAGAGAAGAUGGAAAAGGCCUGCUUGACUGCAACAGCACCGGUCAGAUUCUUGAAGCCUAAGGAGAGAGAAAGGGAAGCUAAGAGAGAGAAGAUGGGUCUCAUUAGUGAAGCCCGCCAAAAGGAGAAGGAAAAUUUUAAGAAGAAAGUGAAAUCACAGUUUGAUUCACCGAUGAUCAUUGGAACUCCAGGUUUAGAUUUGAUCACAUUAGGUUUGGUUGAUGCUGAUAUGAUUCCGAAAUAUGAAUUGACUGUUGAAGAUGGUCGGAGGCUUGCGAAGGAGUAUAGUAGGGUUUUGAUUAGAAAGCACCGGGUAAGACAGAAAGCAGAGACUACUUUGUUGACGUUGAAGAAAGAGGCAAUUGAGGCACUGCCUGAGCAUUUGAAAGCAGCAGCAUUGGUUCCAGAUUUGGCUCCAUUCCCAGCAAAUCGGUUCAUGGCAACUUUGACGCCACCAAUUGAAGGUUACAUUGAGAAGAUUAAGGAGGCGGCGAAGAAGAGCGCUGUCAAGGAGAAGCUCAGAUGAUCAGAGAUGAAAAUUUUCCAAGGCAAGAGCGUGAAAGGUUCGACUAAUGGUGGUUGCUGAGUACUGAAGCAAUAUUUAUGUUCCGAAGACAAAUGAUGAGGAGCGGCUGCUGGAUAAGAAUAACGAAAUCUGGAAGAAUUAUAGGCCUGUUGCUGAUUAAUUUGUUAGUUCAGGCAGAUAUUUAACUGUUACUAGUUUAUGUACUAUUUUGGUACAUUAGGGUUUUUGGUGAAUUAGUUUACUGUCUGAUGAAAUCAAAUAUGCCUAUUUGGUUUACCAUAAAUGUUUGGUAAAAAUGAACUUUUAUCAGAUAGUAUGAUCGAAUAAUUACUCACUGAGCUGGAGUUUAUAAACUGCAGCUUAUGUUGGCUGCUGUAAAAUUAAAAAUUGCUUACAUAUGCUGGAAUGUAUCACUGAG